Plasmodium gallinaceum is the source of this 339-nucleotide messenger RNA. Its product is annotated as mitochondrial ribosomal protein S14 precursor, putative. The record is from RefSeq and is a predicted model, not a curated record. NCBI's taxonomy places the organism in Eukaryota, Apicomplexa, Aconoidasida, Haemosporida, Plasmodiidae. The transcript is spliced from 2 exons. The coding region runs from base 1 to 339 and encodes 112 amino acids.
AUGGCAGCAAGAAAUCCUGGACCUUAUUUGAACCAGGUACCUUUAGGUUUCCCCAGUUAUAAUAGAAGAGUGUUCAGAGAUAUUUUGGCUAGAAGAGCUUUUAUGGAAUCGGAAGUUAAUACAAGAAUUUACAAAAAUAUUUUUGAAAAUUUAGGUUUUAAAGGGCAGAUCAGAAUCAAUAAUAAAGUUGGCGUUAACAGAAUCCGUAUGAGGUGUAUACAAGGAGGAUAUUCUAGAGGAAUUUAUAAAUUUACUAGAAUGGCAAAAAUGGCAUUUUUUCAAACUGCCAGAGAAGGGUGGUUAAAAAAAUAUGGUUAUAGACCUGAUUUAUUUCGAUAA